AUGUGUGGCAGAUUUGCUCAGGGUAUCAGUUUGGACGGUAUUCCCGAUGAAUUUUUUGAGACAGUCCUUGACGAGGAGAACAAUGAAAUCAAUGAACCAACUGAGGGGGUUUACGAAACUGAAGCAGGUGGAGAGGGUGACAGAACAGAAAAGAUCCAGUUAGAUUUAUCACGGGCUUCGCAAUGGACACCUUCAUGCAACAUAGCACCAACCAAUACGGCCCUAAUGGUCUACAUGGCUGAGCCAUCUUCAGACAUCGCUCAAAGCUAUAUUGUAGAGCCCCUGAAGUUUGGGUUGGUACCAACCUGGGCAAAGCCUUGUGACCCUACACCAGUCAACAAAGGGAAGCAGAAUGAAGGAGAGAAGUACUCUCGUGAAUUGGGUAAGCAUGAGAGCAAAUAUUUCAAUUGUAGGAGAGAAUCCCUUGCUGAACACCGUGCUGUUUGGUCAUCUUGCAAAAAACACAGAUGUGUCAUACCUAUCCAAGGGUAUUUCGAGUGGCUCAAGACAAAGAAUGAAAAGAUUCCCUAUUUUAUUCACUCCAAAACAGCUCCAUUGAUAUUUUUAGCUGGUUUUUACUCCCACAACUACAACUACAAGGACAACUUUAAUGUAAAUGGUGAGUACUUGUCGUCGUUUACUGUAAUCACAGCUCCCGCAGAAAAGUCGGACAAGUAUGACCUAUCUUGGUUGCAUUCAAGAAAAACAUUGGUUAUCGAACCUGGAUCGAAAGAGUGGUUUUCGUGGCUAGACCCAAACAGGGACUGGGAUGAUUCAUUGAUUCCAGAGGUCUUGAACUCAAACACAAACGAAGCGUAUGCGGGUAUCGAAGGAUACAGGGUAUCUAAUGAUGUCGGAAAUCCCAGUAACAAGAGUGAAAGUAUACUCAGAAAAGUUGCUAAUGUAAAGGCACGAUCGGUGUCAGAUUUUUUCAAGCCAAAGAAGGAGCCAGUGAUGAAGAACGAGGACACAAUUUCUGCAGACCAAAAAGAUGCACGUAACAUCAAACAAGAGCAUUCAGAAAACGUGAAAGAACCCGAAAUCAAGACUGAGGACGACCACCAACUGUCUAAAAGAACCAAUCAUGAUAGAGACGAUAGUUCAAAGAGGGUGAAAACUGAAAGAGAUUGA
This is a messenger RNA of Lodderomyces theae, 1131 nucleotides long. RefSeq names its product putative peptide hydrolase. Gene Ontology annotation, biological process: DNA damage response. The record is from RefSeq and is a predicted model, not a curated record. The transcript is spliced from 2 exons. The coding region runs from base 1 to 1131 and encodes 376 amino acids. Lineage: Eukaryota; Fungi; Ascomycota; Pichiomycetes; Serinales; Debaryomycetaceae. Gene Ontology annotation, molecular function: single-stranded DNA binding.